Molecule: messenger RNA, 1905 nt
Organism: Magnolia sinica
Lineage: Eukaryota; Viridiplantae; Streptophyta; Magnoliopsida; Magnoliales; Magnoliaceae
Product: polynucleotide 3'-phosphatase ZDP
Exons: 12
Coding region: 354-1544 (396 amino acids)
Biological process (GO): DNA repair
Molecular function (GO): ATP-dependent polydeoxyribonucleotide 5'-hydroxyl-kinase activity; zinc ion binding; double-stranded DNA binding
Source: RefSeq, a predicted model, not a curated record
AUCUUCUUAUCCGACCGUUUUCUGGCCCCACAUACAAUAGCUGGGGUUUUAUUAUAGAGGAGAUUCUAGGGGCAUGUUCGAUCCACGAUGGAGCCCAAAAGAUCAAUGGUCUGGAUUGUCGAAUAAUGGGGCCCACUUGCACAAACUGAAAUCUAACUAGUGCUUUCUCCUUCCCGCCCCGUUCUUUCUGUCUAUAGAGGUUCUCGAAAUGAGCAGAAGACCAUCUCCAACGGUCUGAAACUUCCGCACGCGCUCGAGACGAAAAUGGCGGGAGAUGAUCUUCCAAGUCGAACCCUUGUCUCUCCAACCGCAACAAAACCCUAGCUUUCUCCAACAGAUCCUCAUUUCCUUAUAUGCUAAAAUCUCGCAGUCUCCUUCUCCUCCGGCAAAACCCUAACCCCUCACCUCACCUGUCCUUUCAAUACCGCCGUUGGGUCCCGUCGUUCCUUCAUCGGCAUCGUCGAUCCUCAUCCGGCCUCAGUUCUUCUAUGGCUUCUUCGAAAAUCGUUGUCGAGUACGCAAAAUCCAGCCGUUCUUCCUGCAAGAAGUGUUCGAAAUCGAUUCCUGCAGAUUCUCUGAGGCUGGGCCUGGUCAGCAGAGACCCUCGAGGGUUCGAUUCUACGAAAUGGCAUCAUUUGGAUUGCUUUCCGAGGGAAUCUCAACCGAUCGUUUCCGUGGAGAAAAUCAAGGGUUUCGAUUCUCUGAAGAAUUGCGAUCAGGAGGCAUUAAAGAAGUUGGAGGAAGGAGGGGAUUUGUCUCCCAAAGAGGCAUGUGAUGCUGGUGAAGCUGGGAUUGAUGGUAGUGAGGAAAGGAGUUCAAAAGAAACGAAGGUUCAUAAAAUAGAUGAAGCCGUGAAAGAUAAUCUCAAGGAUGGGAAUUCUAAGAAACCAAAGUUGUCUGCCUCUAACAAUGGAGCUGAGCUGGAGAUAGUUUUCUCUACCUCUGAUGUCAAGAACAAGUACAAGGAUGCUACACUUCUACCAACAUGGAAGGCUUUCCAAACAAUUAUCUUUCUUGAACGGGAUGAAGGGCUUCAUGAUUCAGGAAAAAUUGCUGCAUUUGAUUUUGAUGGGUGUCUCGUUAAUACAUCUGUUAAAAGAGUUGGUGCGGAUGCUUGGUCUCUUAUGUAUCCUUCAAUACCAGAGAAGCUGCAAAGCUUAUACAACGAUGGCUAUAAACUGGUAAUCUUCACUAAUGAAUCCAACAUUGAGCGCUGGAAGAAUAAAAGACAGCAAGCUGUUGACUCCAAAAUCGGACGUCUCAACAAUUUCAUCAAGUGUGUCAAAGUCCCAAUCCAGGUUUUUAUUGCUUGCGGGUUAGGGAAAACUAAGGGUCAAGGUGAUGAUCCAUUUCGCAAACCGAAGCCUGGAAUGUGGAGAAUAAUGGAGCAAAAUUUCAACUCUGGCAUUGCAAUUGAUAUGGAUCAAUCUUUUUAUGUUGGUGAUGCAGCUGGGAGAGUCAAUGAUCAUAGUGAUGCAGAUAUUAAAUUUGCUCAGGCUGUUGGCUUGAAAUUUCAUCUUCCUGAGGAAUAUUUUGGCGCUUAAAGACUUCCUGACCAUUAACCUCUGGUAAAUGUUCACAUCUGAUUCCUUUUGGAAUUCAAAUUGUAUAGUUGUAGCCAGUAAGAGGAACCAUGCAUGCAGCAGAUUGUGAUAGAUGGGUUAGGUUAUGUAUGAGGAAGUCUGGCAUUAUCUGAAGCUUGCAGAAGUCAAUUAAUCACUACCCUCUGAAAUCACUAUGCAGAUUGAAUAUUUUGGCCGAAUGGAUGGAAUGGAUGCAUGCAGUGUAUGCUCUCUUGCUUUUUUGCCCUAAAUCGACAUGUUGUGUUUAUCAGGCAGGACCUGAAAUGUACUGGAUAUUGAGUUGGAUAUUAAAAACAUCAAAUCCAAGCAGAGAAUUGUUUGA